Molecule: messenger RNA, 3293 nt
Organism: Meriones unguiculatus (Mongolian gerbil)
Lineage: Eukaryota; Metazoa; Chordata; Mammalia; Rodentia; Muridae
Gene: Cebpg
Product: CCAAT enhancer binding protein gamma
Exons: 2
Coding region: 232-681 (149 amino acids)
Biological process (GO): DNA-templated transcription; regulation of transcription by RNA polymerase II
Molecular function (GO): RNA polymerase II cis-regulatory region sequence-specific DNA binding; DNA-binding transcription factor activity, RNA polymerase II-specific
Source: RefSeq, a predicted model, not a curated record
CUGCCGGUUUCGUAACCGUCGCUCCUCCUCGCCGACUCGCGGGCUGCGAGGCCUGGGUCGGGUCGGGCCGCGCCGCGCGGGGGCCGCUCGGAGUGAAGGCCGUCUAGGGGGCGGGCGGGCCGGCCGGAGGCGCAGGUACAUGUGAAGAGUUUUUGGCAGUUGAGUGUGGCCUCUGCUCAUCACAUUGCUCUGAUUUCUACCUGUUCAGUGUUGGCAAGGGAACGUGCCCAAAUGAGCAAGCUGUCGCAGCCAGCCGCUCCAGGAGUGAAUGGAAUAAGCGUCAUUCAUACUCAGGCACAUGCCAGCGGCCUGCAGCAGGUUCCUCAGCUGGUGCCAGCUGGGCCUGGGGGAGGAGGCAAAGCUGUGCCUCCAAGCAAGCAAAGCAAAAAGAGCUCACCCAUGGAUCGAAAUAGUGACGAAUAUCGCCAGCGCAGAGAGCGGAACAAUAUGGCCGUGAAAAAGAGCCGGUUAAAAAGCAAGCAGAAAGCGCAAGAUACACUGCAGAGAGUGAACCAGCUCAAGGAAGAGAAUGAACGGUUGGAAGCCAAAAUUAAGUUGCUGACAAAGGAAUUAAGUGUACUGAAGGAUUUGUUCCUGGAGCACGCACACAACCUCGCAGACAACGUGCAGCCCAUCAGCACUGACCCUGCUGCGGCCAACCCUGACAGCACAGGGCAGUAGAGCACCUUCCAGACGACACAGCUCUGUGACUUGAAUGUGCGAGGUGUAAUCACCCUGCACCUUUGUUCAGUGCUAGACUUGGUCUUUUCCGUUGGAGGUUAUUUUCUGGGUUCAUCACUGAACAGCUGAGUAGCCAUGUAAUUUAUCUGGUCCUAAAUGAUAAUGGAUUUCUGAAGCACUAAAAGAAAACUUAGGGGUUAUGGUUAAAACAGAAUUCUUGGACUUGAAUAUUCUUAACAAAUCCUGACUUCCCCAAAAUGCUUCUUCUGUAGGAAUGGGAAAAUGGGAGGUCAGAUAGAAAAAAGGUCUGGGUUUUAAUGAGACAAGACCUCGGGUUAAGAAAAGCUUAACUGACUUCCACCUGUGUUCCUCAAUUUGUGAUUUUAUUCUAAAUUGUGUAUUGUAAAUUCUAGGGCUACAGAAACCAAUCAUAAUACUUUGGCCUCGUUUUAUAGAUAGUAUAAACCUUUGUUAGCAUAAUUGACAUAGUUUUUUCCAACAAGUACACAUUUUCAUAAAUGUCUUUAGGUGACGUAAAGAAUCCCAUCAGGCCACAUUAAAGAGGUAGCUGAAGACACAAAUUGCAUUUAGGAAGGAAAGAAGUAAUUUUGUGUUUUUUUCCCCCUUAUUUGUUUUAAAGGACAUAGAGAGUGGGAUUGACCUUGGGGCCUCUGCUUACUGGAUGAGCACAAUCUGUGUCCUAAAAAACAGUAUCUACUGUAUGCUGAAUUUUAGUUUCUGUGGAUAGAAGAAAAGGUAGCAUUUGGUUUGGGGGAGAAACCAUUUUUUGACAGCCAAGUUAGUAAAUAAAACACCUUGGCUUGAUGAUACAGACCAUGAUUUAGAAUACUCUAAUUCAUUUGGUUUCUCCUUUGUUCAGAAAAAACACCAGUGGGGCCGUGAUUUUUACAGGUAAAGUUUUUUGUGUGUGCUUGUGUGAAGAGGCACAUUUUGGUAUUUGGUCUCAAUUAAGUGGUUAUUAGAAAAAUGUACCAACUUCAUGCCAUCUCUCAAAAGAAUAGUCAAAACUUGAAAGUAUAAGGUUUGAAUCUUUAAUUUAUUUCCUAAAUCUUUUUAUUUCUUUUUUGAGGAAUCUCUUUUCUAGUUUAGUGGGCUGUUCUUCCAGACUUCAUGUGUUAUUGCUUUCAUCAGUAUGCUUUUGUGUUCUGGAUAAAUUAUUUUAGAGACAAAAUGCUGACAAAACUCAGGAUAUUGACUUUUUUGUUGUGAAACCGAAAGGCUGGUAGGGCGUCUCUAGGGGCUGCUUUUUUAUCAGUGUUGUGCUAUAGAAUGGCUUGGUGACUCAUGGUUUCUGCACAGUUCCAGCCCAAGUUUGGUGGUUCCUGAGGUGGUUGGCUAAACAUGACUCUUGGUUGAUCAAGGUUUGUGUUGCUGGGAGUCCUGUUUGAACGUGGUCAUUUCUGGCCAUCUUUCCUACUAGGACUUGGUAUCCAUAUCCCAGUGUAACCUGUUGCCCCUCAGCGUGGCAGGAAGAGUGCUGACUCUUCUCCUGGGCAGAGCCUGUCAGUGCAGCUCAGCAAAGCUGACGACAAGACAGGCAUGUCUCAGGGAGCCAAGAAAUGAGGGGGUUUUAAAAGUUAGGGUUCAGCACCAGUUUACCUUGGUUUGAUAGAUGUUUCGGGUAGCUAGCAAGGAUGCCCCCAUAGAAUCCUAAUCUUUACCAGUACCUACAAUAAGCAUUGUAGGUAGCUACAAUAGGCAUUGGAAACUCCUGCCCCAAACGGCAGCUUUCCCAAGUGGAUGGUUCGUGGAGAUUAUGGUUACCAGAACUUUAAAAAGCUGUAGGGAAGUUAGUGCUCAAUAUUUCAAGUCACAAUGAACGGGUGAGUUCCAGCCUUGCCCUUACCUUUGUAGGUCAGACUGGUCGCACAAGUGAGCCAUCUUCACUGAACACAUGUUAGCUGGUGUUUGGACUUUCUCACAAAGGUGGGAGUGCUGUUUAGCCUGAUAGAUGUAUCAGUAUAAAACAGGGAAACUAGGUUUGGGGAGUGGGAAAGCUUAAAGCUUUGGAAGUUGUAGAGUGACUUUUGAAAGUCUUGUUCCUGGGGAAGCUUUAUGGCUAGGUCCGGUGGCUUAGGAGCCACACUACUGUGGAUUAGCCAUAUCUGUGUCUUCUGGGAUGGGUGCCCUUUGACUAGUUCUGGGUGUGGAGGAGGGGUCAGAGCUGCCCCUCUGCGCCCUGCCCUUCGCAUCACAGCUGACUCUGGAAUCUUAAGGAGGAUUUUACUAAAAUGUCACUGGGUGUUUGAGAUUGCUCAGUUUUCACAGUUCUCAGUUUAUGGAAGUGGAAACAUGUACAGUUUGAUAAGAAACAGCUUUUGUUACUUCUUAAUCCCCCCACUGGAGGGCUGAAGCUUCGUGCCUAAACAACCGUGGAGCACCUACCGUGCUUCUGAUGCCUUAGAAAUAGGAAAGACACCUGUUUGACAGGCGAGGGAAGACUCCAUUCUACAGCUAAUCAGAUCUGCCUCAGGAAAAAGCACUAACUUGUUCUUUUGUUCCUGGCUUUCAGUUUGUGAGAUUACUCUAUUUUUUUAAAUAAUUUUAUUUCUUUCAACGAAUUUAAAAAUAAAACAUCUUUGGAACAAUGA